CGUCACACCCAGCGGAUAUCGAAUGCCAGACCCCACUACAUUAAUGAUUGGAUGGAACGAUGCUGUUGAAUCAUUGCCGGAAUUCUCAGAGAAGGAAAUCUACAAUUAUAUGGUACUUGGCAACCAUAGGACUUCAGACACGAAACCCAUGAUGGCUAAACGACAAAUGAAGGCAGUGGUGUUUUACCAAGAUAGACAUGUUCACGGCGUAGCUCUACACAACAUCCAUCACGACUGUGACCAUAUGUUUGUCAGAUGCCGUGUCAUACCAUCACUACCAACAGCGGAUCCUAAGAAAAGCCCCGAUCACGAAGUUUGGGCAAGUCUCUCAGAAGUAACAGGUCGUGUUCAUUCAGCAAAUUGUACUUGUGCAGCUGGUGCCGGGGAGGCUUGUAAUCAUGUAUCAGCCCUGCUUCAUGCCCUUGCAGACAUUAGUCAGAAGAAAAAGGAUGGUUUGCUUUCAUGCACAUCAGUUGAGUGCAAGUGGAAAAUUCCCAGAAAAAGGAAGUUGGAUCCAAUGAAAUCGGAUGACUUGAACCCGAUGUCAAGUGGCAGGAAGAGUCAACAAAAAGGUACUGGGACUACACAAGGUACUGUCGGAAUACAGAAUAGAACAAUCAACAAAAGAUCAAUUUGUCCCAACAGCAACAUGCCACAACAAUAAAUCUCACAAGAUUUAAUAAGAAGUUAAUUGGUCAUGAAACAAAAAGUAAAUGUGGAUAUGUUGUUAAUACAACUACUGUUACUCAAGCUCCUGAACCUAUGCCAGAACUUCCAAAAAUACCAUGCAUUGAUCGUUGUAUUCCUGACUAUGUUGAUAUUAAAUCGCCAACCUGUCAAACUACCUUUCAAAAUUAUUUUGAUUCCAUGAUAGUGUCAGAAAAGGAUGUGAGGUCAAUAGAGAGAAUGACAAGAGGACAACAUAAAACAAAGUUUUGGAAGGAAGCCAGAUUGGAAAGGAUAACAAGUUCACAGUUUGGCAAAGUAUUUAUCCGACAGACAUCUACAGCUCCAGAUAGACUUGUAUGUGACCUAAUGGGAUAUCGGGGCGAAUUUGGUAACAGACAUACCAGAUGGGGACUUUCACAUGAAUCGGCAGCAAGGCGGCAGUAUAUCAACAAAAUGGCAGCUCUUCAUCCACAGUUGAAAUGUCUCAGUGUGGACUAAUUGUGAAUACAGACUACCCUUACCUUGCAACUAGCCCUGAUGGACUUGUGUCAUGCACAGAUUGUAGUACAUGUAGUAAUCAACAUGGCUUAGUAGAGAUUAAAUGUCCAUCUGUUUUCAGAGAUCUUACACCAGAAGAGGCUGCAUCAAAUACAAAUUUCUUCUGCCAUAUUGUGGACAAUAAUGUGACUCUAAAAGAAAACCAUGCAUACUACUUUCAAGUACAAGGACAGAUGGCCUUGACCAAAAGAACUUGGUGUGAUUUUGUGGUGUGGACUCUCAAAGGGAUAUCUAUUGAAAGGAUUACAUUUGACGAGAACAAGUGGCAUCAGAUGGUCACAAGGCUUCGCAGUUUCUAUCUGUCAGCCAUUAUUCCUGAAAAAUAUACCCUACGUGUCCAGCGAGGUGUUUCACUGUAUUAGAUUGACCGUUGUACUACCAUCUUACCAGUUGUUUUACUCUAUGCUCACUCAGUCAAUUCAAUGUUUCACUCAAUACCAUAUCAUAUCUUUCUUUGAUAGUCAUAGAUACUUACCAUUCAGUGGGUGAAUUGUUACUUAACGCCGCAUCCACGGCGACUGACCAUUCAGAUAGAAUGUCACUUAGACAUAUGAUAUCUUCGUCUCCUUGUAAUUUCUUGAACCAUUCUAUUAAGCCAUAACAUAUCAUAACAUAUUUUCUGUAACGUCUUGAAAUGACAACAUGGACAACAUGAUUAAAGAAAAUCAUCAAGCGUU
Molecule: messenger RNA, 1904 nt
Organism: Haliotis rufescens (red abalone)
Lineage: Eukaryota; Metazoa; Mollusca; Gastropoda; Lepetellida; Haliotidae
Exons: 2
Coding region: 23-664 (213 amino acids)
Molecular function (GO): zinc ion binding
Source: RefSeq, a predicted model, not a curated record